UUCUUGAAUUCCAAAAAGCUGUUCUUGUUUUUUGAAGUUAUGGUUGUCUUGGUUUUUUAUUUUUUAUUUUUUACGGGUCCAUUGAUCCCAGUACUUGAAGCCUUAUACUUGCGCUGGUUUAAGGUUUAAGCACGAUUUGUUGCUCGCAUAAUUUAUUGGGGGAUGAUUACAAGAUGUCUUAUAUUCAUGGAGCUUGGAGUUCCAAAGUUUUUGGGUUAUGAUGGUUGAGAGAACUGAAUUACUUGAUUUUAUGUUCUAGAUUCUGAUCUUUUUUCCAAAAAUCGAAGCAAUCAACUGAGAUAAUUGCAGAAAAAGUUUCAAAUUCUUGUUGGUUUCCCGUUGCAGUAACUCGACACAAGCUUUUAUUGAUCUGCAUAAUUCUUGAUUUGAAUCACGAUCUGGAAUCUGGUUCUGUACUUAAUUAUUUAUUUUUGGCCUUGUUUGCUAAUCUAAGUUACACAUAUUUAGUUUUUGUACAUUUAUGGAAAAAGAAAUUUGCCUUGCUAGAAUUUUUGGCAUUGGGGAAUCCGUUUAAUGGUAUUAGUUCUUUUAUGAUAUGUUUGAUGUUUUUCCCCAACUUCAUAUUUGUCAUAGGCUACUUUUUGUCUUAGCGAGUUUGUUUCCUUUACAAAGCUUGCAAAUUUUUGGAGAGAUUUAUCAGGAUUUGGUAUUAGGAAGUCUUCUUGGUAUGAAAGGAUGGUGAAUUACACAAUUAGACCCUAGCAAGCACUGAUGCCAAUAUAGAACAUGCGUAAGAUAUGAUACAAUGGAAAAUAUUGAAAAAUUAAGGAUAUUGCAGGGCAAUUUCUUAAUCAGUAUUUUAGUUAAUUUAGGAUUAAGAAAUGGGGUGGGUCCGAAGGGCCCUGCUUGGAGAGGUUCACCGACAUAAAAAAUAAAAAUAAAAAAAUAAAAUAAAAAGAAGAAGUUAAUUUAGGAUUAAGAAAUAAAUAAAAAUAAACUAAAUGUUUAAAAACACACAUACAGGUGAUUUUGAUCUAUAAUACAUAAUAUAUAAGCACGUUCAAUCCCUAUAAAAUUAUAUUUAUAAUAUAAUUAAACAAUCAUAAAAUCUAUCAGCAGUUGUAUAAUUCAACAACUCAACAAAAUUCAACAACAACAACAAUAAUAAAAGAAUUAAGGCCACAGAGUGACAGUUUGCUGGUGUGACAAGAGGAGGUAGGUACUAAAGGACUGGGCGCUGGUAUGAACCUCUGCUGUAUAUGCAGUGGUAUGAACCUCAAAUUGGAUGAUUCCGUAGCAGUGGUGGAACUAACAAGCUAAGUUUGAGCUUAUUUGUGUCUGAGUUGGAAACUGGCAUCCAGGGAUCUUGGAGUAGCUGUGCUUCAUAGAUUAUAGCCAUAUUUCCAUCUAACUGGUGGCUUGUUUGUGCCAAUUAAUGAUAUUCCUAAGACUCUUCCUAAGGCUCUAUUGUAACUAUUUAUAGAUCAAGAGUUGUUUUGUGUCUUGAUUUAUAAUUGGAUAAGACAUACGAUGAUUUGUAACAUAUAGCUGGCAGCUUUCCUUUCCGUGAAUAAGAAAUAAAGGAAUGCAAUCAACAGCUUGGGAUUUUAUUAUGAACCUUUACAAAAUAUUUUUGAUAAGUAAAAUGAAAAACUUGAAUAUAAUGUAAACAAGAAAAACCUAGAAAGGAUGGAGGGGGGGCGGGGGGAAUACAUUUGGUAACAUAAGUGCAGGAAAAGAACAAGGCGAUAUUUUGAUAGCCUUCAAAGAGAACUGUUACAAUUGCUGAAAUCAGAUCAUGUUUUCUUUCAAUGGAUUUGAUAUGGGGCAGUUCUGUUUAUGCUUCCUUGUUCAAAGUGGUUAAUUGCUCAGACACCAUUAAAGAUGCCAUCAUCAUAGAAGCUUCUGCCGCAAAGUUUGUUCCAAUUAUUCGUUCUGGUAGCUAUGCUGAUAUUGGACCAAGGAUAUCCAUGGAUGAUGAACACAUUCAAAUUGAUGAUCUAUCUUCCUACAUGGGUUCCUUAUUCAGGUGCCAUAUGCCUAGUGCUUUUUAUGCAGUAUUUGAUGGUCAUGGAGGGCCUGAUGCAGCUACUUAUAUUAAGAAAAAUGCUAUGAGAUUAUUUUUUGAAGAUGCUGAUUUGCCCAAAACAUCCGAUAUCGAUGCCAUCUACUUAAAAGAGUUGGAGGAUUCUCAUCGAAAAGCAUUUUUAUUGGCAGAUCUUGCCUUGGCCAAGGAAUGCAGUGUUAGCAAUUCCUGUGGAACAACAGCACUGACUGCACUAAUACUUGGAAGGCAUUUACUGGUUGCAAAUGCUGGUGACUGUCGAGCAGUACUCUGCCGGAAAGGACAAGCAGUUGAGAUGUCUCAAGAUCAUAAGCCUUCUUAUCUACCAGAACGAAAGCGGGUUGAGGAAUUAGGUGGCAAGAUCAAUGACGGUUAUCUCAAUGAUCUCAGUGUCACCCGAGCCCUUGGAGACUGGGACUUGAAAUUCCCACCUGGUUCUGCAUCACCUCUCAGCGCUGAACCAGAUGUUCAACAGGUUGUGUUAACAGCUGAUGAUGAGUUCUUGAUUAUAGGUUGUGAUGGGAUCUGGGAUGUCAUGUCUAGCCAGUAUGCAGUCAGUUUUGUCCGCCGAGGAUUGAGGAAGCAUGAUGAUCCACAGCAGUGUGCCAGGGAUCUGGUCAUGGAAGCAUUACGCUUAAAUACAUCCGAUAAUGUCACCGUGCUUGUUAUCUGCUUAUCUCACCCUUCUCGUGAACAUACUGUUGAGUCAUGUCCUAGACGACAACGGUGGAGGCCUUGUUGUCUUUCUGAGGAGGCUCGACAUAGAUUGAAGAGCUUGCUAGAAGGGAACUGAAUUUAAAGAAUCCAUUUUAUUUACUGAUAUUUUAAUGUGAGGAUUUUUUUUACCCCCAGUAAUGGCUGUUUCAGAUAGUUUAGAGAAAGCGGCUAGCAAUUUUGCCGGGGUUGAAAGAGAAUUUGGGUUUUGUCCGAACCCUUCAAUUGGAAGCUGUGUUUGUCAUUGCCGAACAUUUUGAAUUGGACUCAUUAGAUGAGGGAUAUGUCUUAUAACAGGAUCUCUAGUGCAAGAGAUUCAGUUACACAGUUAUAAGCAAAUGGACUCAAGACAAGUGUCAUUGAUUGUAUAUUUGUGAUAUAUGUAUGUUUCACUGUA
Molecule: messenger RNA, 3137 nt
Organism: Carya illinoinensis
Lineage: Eukaryota; Viridiplantae; Streptophyta; Magnoliopsida; Fagales; Juglandaceae
Product: probable protein phosphatase 2C 49
Exons: 2
Coding region: 1773-2819 (348 amino acids)
Biological process (GO): protein dephosphorylation
Molecular function (GO): protein serine/threonine phosphatase activity; cation binding
Source: RefSeq, a predicted model, not a curated record